Molecule: messenger RNA, 1020 nt
Organism: Priceomyces carsonii
Lineage: Eukaryota; Fungi; Ascomycota; Pichiomycetes; Serinales; Debaryomycetaceae
Product: aldo/keto reductase
Exons: 1
Coding region: 1-1020 (339 amino acids)
Source: RefSeq, a predicted model, not a curated record
AUGAGUGCUUCUAUUAAGAGAUUAGGUAAGUCUGGUCUCAAAGUAUCGGACGUAAUUGUAGGUACAAUGCAGUUCGGGGUAAAAACAUGGGCUCCGUAUUGUAUUGAAGAUGAAGAGCAAUGUUUCAAGAUUUUGAAAAAAUGUUAUGACAAUGGGUUAAGGACUUUCGAUACUGCUGAUAUGUAUUCAAAUGGUAUUAGUGAAAUCAUAGUUGGUAAGUUUUUAAAGAAAUAUAAUAUUCCCAGAGAGAGAGUUGUGAUUUUAUCGAAGUGUUACUUCCCUGUGAGCAGAGAGGAAGGUUUUAGUCUUGCCAAGUCUAAUACACCUGACUUUAUGAACAGUAAAGGCUUAUCAAGGAAACACAUUCUUGAUGCAGCGGAAGCUUCAGUUCAAAGGCUUGGAACUUACGUGGACGUCUAUCAAAUUCACAGGCUCGAUACUGAUGUAACAUACGAGGAAAUAAUGAGGGCUUUGAAUGAUGUCGUUGAAAAGGGUUGGGCAAGGUAUUUAGGGGCCUCUUCUAUGAAAGCCUAUCAGUUUUUUAGAUUACAAGAGGUUGCCGAUCAAAAGGGAUACCAUAAAUUUGUUUCAAUGCAAAACUUAUAUAACCUUUUAUUUAGAGAAGAAGAAAGGGAAAUGAACGCCUAUUGUAAGGAAACAGGUGUUGGAAUAAUUCCUUGGUCCCCUAAUGCAAGGGGGCUACUUACUCGUCCAUUAACGUCCGAGAAAUCUCAAGCACAGCUCAAAGAUCCUAAAAUUUUGCAAGCCACUGGGAUUACUCCUUUACGGCCAUCAGAUGAGACGAUAGUUAACAGAGUCGAGGAACUUUCGAAAAAAUACAAUGUUUCUAUGAUGGAAAUUUCCGUUGGCUGGUUGAUUGAGAAAGAUGUCAUUCCUAUUGUCGGAGUGAUGAAUGAAGAAGCAGUCGAUGAUUUGGUUAAAUUGCGUACUUUGAACCUUUCCAAGAAGGACAUUGAAUAUUUGGAAGAACCGUAUGAGCCGAAGUUCUCUUAUCCAUGA